Molecule: messenger RNA, 2751 nt
Organism: Plasmodium reichenowi
Lineage: Eukaryota; Apicomplexa; Aconoidasida; Haemosporida; Plasmodiidae
Product: cytoskeleton associated protein, putative
Exons: 3
Coding region: 1-2751 (916 amino acids)
Source: RefSeq, a predicted model, not a curated record
AUGGAAAAUAUCUUCUGUAAUGAAAAAGAAUUUCAUGUAGGGGAUCGAAUCUUCACCUGCAAUUUUAAUGCCCAUAAUAACAAAGAAAAUGAACAAGAUAGUGACCAUUUUAUGAAUGAAAAGAAUAAAAAAAAUAAUGAAUGUACAAUUGAAAAUUCAGAAAAACUAUACGAUUCAGAUGAAGAAGUGGUUGAUAAAAACUUGAAAAUCUAUUUAUUUAAUGAAGAUAUAGAAAUAAAAAUUGGAACGAUUAGAUAUAUUGGAACGUUGAAAAAUCAUCCUUCUGAAAAUAAAAUAUUUUAUGGUAUUGAAUGGGACAAUGAAAUUAGUGGGAAAAAUUUGGGGAAAUUUAAAGAAGACAUUUAUUUUUAUCCUAUUCAAUAUCUUAAAAGGGAAUACACAAAGAUGUAUUAUAUGAAAAUAAAGGGGGGAUUGAUGAAAAAUGGAAAAAUGGAAAAUAAUAUAAAUGACAACAUCGAAUGUGAUGAUAACACCAAAAGUGAUGAUAAAAUCAAACGUGAUGAUAAAAUCAAACGUGAUGAUAAAAUCAAAAAUGAUGAUAAAAUCAAAAAUGAUGAUAAAAUCAAAAAUGAUGAUAACAUCAUAUGUGAUGAUAACAUCAUAUGUGAUGAUAACAUCAUAUGUGAUGAUAACAUCAUAUGUAAUGAUAACAUCAUAUGUGAUAUUAACCCUUUUAAUAACUUUCAUCACAUACAUAAUGAUGAAAAAACAAAACAUAUUUUUGAAGAAUUCUUAAAUGCUAAUCUAAAUAUUAAACCUUGCUCCUUCUUAACAUUCGAAAAAAUACACGUUGGUAUUACCUUUAUACAAGCUCUACAUUUCCGUUAUAAUUAUUUUCCAGAUUUAGAUUUAUCCAUCGAAGAUUAUCAAACUAAGAAAAUAAAAAAAGUAAUUUUUUCAGGAGAAAUGAAAGUUCGAAAUUAUUUCAAAAAUUUUUAUGCUUUAAAAAAUAUAACAUUAAAUAAAUGUUUAAUAUAUACCAGCGGUAUUACCAAUAAUAUUAUUUUUAAUAAUUUACAGAGUUUAUCUCUAUGUGGAAAUCUUCUUAGUAACUGGUUAGAGAUUUUUAAAAUUAUAAAACUAGCUAAUAAAUUAUCUUACCUGAACGUGUCAGAUAAUAAAUUAUCUCCCAUCUCUUUGCAUUGUGUUCUUUUAAAAAAUUUAGAAUGUGGAUGUAAUGAAAUAAAAAAUAAAUGUGAUACGAACAUUACACAUGAUAACCAUACAAAUAAAUAUGAUUAUAUUAAUAAUAAUGGAAAGGAACAUUGUACAAUAUCAGAAUUAAUUCAUUUUGAACAAAUAAAAGAAUUAUGUAUUGAUAACACUCUUAUUAGUUGGGAUGAUGUUUUAAUUUUAUCUUUCAUUUUUCCAAAUGUUGAAAUAUUAAGUUUGAAAAAAAAUUAUAUAAACAAUAUUAAUAUAAAAAAUUUAAAGCUUUCAAAAAAUUCAAUUAUAUACAAAUACUUAACAAACACAACCUAUAGGAAUUUUUAUGGACUAGAUAAUAUAAUAAAUGACAACGCAUGUUAUAGCCUAACUAAUAUAAAUGACAAUAAUGAUGACAAUAAUGAUGACAAUAAUGAUGACAAUAAUGAUGACAAAAAUGAAGAUAAUAAUAAUAAUAAUAUAUGGUCUUUUAAAGAACAAAAUAUACAUAAUAUACCAAAUUGCAAUUCAAAUGUUUUUAUUCAUAAUGGAAAUAAACAUGAAUGUGUAAAUUAUACACAUAAUAAUGAUCAUAAUUAUCUUAAUUCUCAACCACGUGAUGACUGUUCAUGUAAAAAUAUGAACAAGUCAGGUGAAAGUGAGAUUGCAAAAAAUGAGAUAUUAUUUCCUUAUAAGUUUGUAAUAUUUUCUAAAUUACGAAAAAUAGUACUUAAUGAUAAUUAUUUGUAUGAUUAUGAAGAUUUAUUUAAUUUUGUUUAUCACAUAAAUUCUAUACAAUCUAUAUUUUUAAAUAAUAAUAAAUUCAGUGAUAACCAAAAUUUAAUAGAUAUCGUAUAUAAUAUAUGUAUGGAAGAUUUGAAGUACAAAAUGAGUGAACAGAUGGAAACUCUUGACAAAUUUGAAAUAAUAAAUCAGAAAUUUAAUCAUUUAAAAGAAUUUUUAUUUGAUAAUAAUGAAGUAAAAAAUUAUGAAACCUUGAGAGAUUUAUUUUAUAUAUUUUAUGAUAUUGAAAUAUUGAAAAUACAAAAUAAGCAAAAGCAUAUGAAAGAAAGAAAAAAUCUCCGAUAUAUAUUUAUAUCCAUAAUGCCUAAGCUUAAAAUAUUAAAUCAUAGUUCAAUAAAUAAAAACGAGAGAAUAAAUUCCGAGAGGUUUUUUAUAUCUUUAUAUCAGAAGGAUAAUGUUACAAAGGUGUUUAAUCAAGAGGUCUUAAAUAAGAGGCACAGUACGAGGUUGGAGAAGAUACACUAUGAGGCUACCAAGGAUCACGAACAUGUGGAAAAAGCCAAAUGUAUAAAAACAAACCUUAUCAACAUAACAAUCAUUCCAGAAUUUUUAAACUCAGAAAAAUUUGACAUUGUUAAGAAAAAGGUUAGUAAAUAUAUGUACGUAAAAGAUUUGAAAUAUUUAUGUUCAAGAUUAUAUUCCAUACCUUUGCCAAAAAUGCGAUUAUUUUACACCGAUGAGAAUAAUCCUCUUUGCUUAGAAAUUCUAGAUACCAAUGCAACUUUGUACACAUACGGAAUUGACAACAAUUCAAAAAUAAAAAUAAAAAUGGAAGAAUAA